This is a messenger RNA of Durio zibethinus, 1310 nucleotides long. The record is from RefSeq and is a predicted model, not a curated record. NCBI's taxonomy places the organism in Eukaryota, Viridiplantae, Streptophyta, Magnoliopsida, Malvales, Malvaceae.
UCAAAAUCAUCUUCUCUCUCACGAAUAAAGAAAAAAACAAGCAAAUCUUACCCGUGAAAAGAUCCCACGGGGGCCGGGGAGAGCCGGCGGUGGACCCUCUGUCGAUUACUAUUUUUAACCUAAUCAAACAGAACCAGCUAACAAAGAGUUUGUGACUGAUGGAUAGCUUAGAGUUUAGAUAGUCUUCUUCUAUAGAGUUGAUAGACAACAGGAAAAGAAAAGCCCACCCUUCGUUCCAACACUUGGAAUUCAGACAAAAACAAAAUCCAAGUUGAUAAAAAAAAAAAGGUCGGAAAAUUAAUCACAGCCGAUUAUCACCAAAACCCGACACUUUACUUUUUUUUUUUUUUUUAAAAGUCAAUGGAUUCUGCUUCUGGAGGGGCUGCUGCAACCAACCUGAAUAGCAUCAACGAGGUUCAACCAUCAGCUACAGCACCGCCGCCCACGGCUUCACAAGAAGGAGCUGGUGAGUCAUCUUCUUCCCCAGCUCCACCGAGUCGCUACGAGUCACAAAAGCGUCGAGACUGGAACACUUUCUUGCAGUACUUGAAGAACUAUAAGCCCCCAUUAACACUAGCUCGUUGCAGUGGCGCACACGUAAUUGAGUUCUUGAACUACCUUGACCAGUUUGGCAAAACUAAGGUUCACAUAACCGGUUGUCCUUAUUUCGGACAUCCAAACCCACCUGAUCCAUGCUCUUGCCCACUCAAACAAGCGUGGGGUAGCCUAGACGCGCUAAUCGGACGGCUGAGAGCUGCUUAUGAAGAAAGCGGUGGAUGUCCAGAAUCAAACCCUUUUGGCGCAAAGGCUGUGAGGAUUUAUUUGAGGGAAGUCAGAGAAGGGCAGGCUAAAGCUAGAGGGAUUCCUUACGAGAAGAAGAAGCGAAAAAGGCCUACUCCUGUCACAACUACGGCUGUGGGGAUCAAUGUGUCGGCGGCUUUCACUCAAGCGGUCGAUGGUGGAGGGCGUGGCGGCGGCGUUGGUGGUGGAACUGCGGCUAAUGUUGUUACUGUCACUGCUGCUGCUGCUGCGACCACAACUACCGUAUAGUUUUGUUUUUUUAACGGCUGUUUUGAAUAUGAUUACGAGUUAUAUAUAUAUUUGACGGUUCUGUCUGAAAAGUGGAUAGCUAUCCCAUGAACCAAAUUUAGUUAGAAAUCUAGUUUUAAUCUCUUUCGAACAAUCUCUCUCUUUUUUCUAUUUGAUAAGACUUCUAUCUUCUCUAGUUUCUUCAUUUCUUGUUACAUAUGAAUGAACAUGAUUACGACUACAUAUAAAAACAUACAUGUAAAAUUGAAAUAAAAAAACAA